Messenger RNA from Diatraea saccharalis (sugarcane borer), 2116 nucleotides. The record is from the annotation of a GenBank genome assembly. Lineage: Eukaryota; Metazoa; Arthropoda; Insecta; Lepidoptera; Crambidae.
AAAAAAAGUUGCUUUAUGCUUUAUGCUCCGUGAAACACCCGCGUGAUUUUUUAUGACACUUGUCUUAUUUCAUUACUUUUAUGUUAAGGGGUAGAAUCCACCUAUCCCACAUUAAAAAAGAUUGCAUUAAAAUAUUUACUUCCAAGGCUUCAGAGAGGCUUUUUUUUAAAGCUGGCCAAUUCCUUUAACAGCAACACAAUCGAUGUUUGGGGAACAUCGAUGGUUUUCAUCGAAUGUUGACUUCGAUGUCAAUAUCGAUGUUUUUCCAAUAUCGAACAUCCCUAAUUUACUCUAAAGACAGUUGUUACUUAUGGAUUUGACAUAUUUACUGGCCUGUGACGUCACGAUCAGCGCCAUUACAUAGAGCAGCGUUUUUCGCGCGCUUUUGGCUAUUUAAAUUUUAACAAUUAUUUUCACCAAAAAUAGAAAAGAUUCCAAUGAAAUAUUAUGACAGUGUGUUUUUAAUGUAGCAAACAACGAUUUAUAAUAGUCUUCAGAAAAGUGUCAAAUACCCUAUUCCUUCGCACUUUAUUUUUUAUUAAAUGAGUUUUAUAGCUGUGCGUACUAGUAUUUCUAGGAAAACCAUACCUUCUUUUUUACUUAAUUCUCUAAAACGGGGGAACUUUCUGACCUGAAACUUUGAUGAAAGAUACAGGCUUGAGUCCAGAUGCUAUAAUAAUUUUCUUUAUAGUGGUGAGAUUUUUCGGAAUAAAGUAUCAAAAACAUUCUCCUUUCAACGUCCAAUGACUCAUUUUAGCAAGUGCACCUGAUGAUAUUUGUAAACGCAAUGAAAUAGGUCUUCCCCGCCGCUUUUAGGAUUUGCUAUCUAAUAAAGACUUUUAUAUACCAUAAUUAAAUAAUAUAAUUAUAUAGAAAGCACCAUUGAAAAAAAAUCUAGAUUCAAAAUUUUGUUUUGUGAGUUUCUUUUUUUAAUUAGUUUUGAGAAAUAUUUUUCUUUGUAUGCGACUGACGGACUUGUUUCCAUCGUCAGAAUUAUUAAAAAAAAACAAAACUUUUGACAUUUCAUCGUUUUGAUAUGUCAGAUAAAGAUAAUAUUAUUAAUUCAUCAUAAAUUUUACUCUACAAACUACGGUACUUUACUCAGACAGAAUAAUUUCAUUGAAAACGGCAGUUUUGUAAUUCUGUCUAAAAUUCAAAUCAAAAAGUCAUGGAAGAACACAAAAAAAGUACUCAAACAUCUAACGUUGAAGAUCUAAAAAACAAAGGUAAUGACUGCGUGAAAAAUUGUAAAUUUAUCGAAGCCGUAUUACAUUAUACACAAGCCAUAAAAAUGGACCCGAACAAUUACUUAUUGUAUAGCAAUAGAUCUUUUGCAUUUUUAAAGAUGGAUCAGCAUUAUCUGUCGUUACAGGACGCAAAUGAAACUGUUAGAUUGCAACCACAAUGGGCUAAGGGCUAUUUUCGAAGAGCUGAAGUUGAAGCUGCUAGUGGGUUACAUGAUGAGGCAAUAAUAUCAUAUACUAGGGCGCUUCAACUUGACCCACACAAUCCAAAAUUAAUGGAAUCUAUCAAGACAAUAACUGACAUGCAAAACAAAAAACUUAAAAGUAAUCAAAAUAUUAUAUGGAUCUGCACAUGUCUUGGUUUAAUUACUGGAAUAGCUGUUGUUAUUCUUGACUAUUGUUUUACAGCUAGUCCUACAUUAACACAUCCAUUUAGUAUGGUUGCGUUUUCAAUAGCACUGUCUGGUGUCGGCUGGGCUGUUGGUAAAGCAGCUACAAUGAUGGACAAUUUAAGUGCUGGCAAAUCACUGCAGCCUCCUGACGAUUUAGGUGUCAAUCCUAAUGAACAGGAAACUGUAAUACCUGAGAAGAAAAACAAAUACAGUAAGGCGCAAGCACGCCAAAGGUAUAAACAGGGAAAACUUUAGUUCUAAGAUAUAACUUAUAAUAAAUCACUUCUGUGAAGUUGGAUUCUUAUAGGGUCUGGGUAGGUAAGGUUAGGUUAGGUUAUUUUCUUUUGAAAAAAAAAAUGUGGAAUUGCUACAUUAAUUACGCAUCGAAUCUGCGCCUCCGACCCAAGGAGAUCGACGAUUAUGUUUGGUGUGGAAUAUAGUGUAACAAAUAUUUUUCAUUAUAUUCACAUAAUUAGCCAA